Messenger RNA from Anastrepha obliqua, 1604 nucleotides. RefSeq names its product lysosomal-associated transmembrane protein 4A. The transcript has 5 exons. Gene Ontology annotation, cellular component: lysosomal membrane. Bases 216 to 1433 code for a protein of 405 amino acids. Lineage: Eukaryota; Metazoa; Arthropoda; Insecta; Diptera; Tephritidae. The record is from RefSeq and is a predicted model, not a curated record.
GAAUAUUUUUCUGUAUUGCGUUUUUUGCUUUACAAGUGAAAAUUUGUGAAAACCUCAUCGCUGGUGCUUGAAUAUAUAAAAAUAUUUUAUUUUGCUUACCCAUACAUUUGCAAUUGUUUUAAUUAAUAAUAAAUAGUAAACCACAUAAAAGGAGCAGGUGUGGAGUGGAUAGUGACUGAAAUAGGCAGUACAACAACGCCAAGGAAGGCAUUUCGAUGCUAAGGAUCCGCAUCAAAAUGGGUCCACAACAGCGUAAUAAGGAAUGGACAUGCUGCUUUGGUUUGCAUGUCCACACCGCCACCAUAAUGAUUGGCUUAUGGCAUUUGUUUUUAAAUAUAUUGGCACUCAGUCUACUCGCAGUAAUAUGGCGCAAUCCGCACAUGAUGGAGGAACUCGAGAGUGGCUACGACUAUACAGUAGAUUUGAAUGCGCCCGCCUUGCCCACACCGCUCAGCAAGGUGGAUCCACCCUAUCCAUAUCGCGAUCACUCAUUCAGCUAUCGCAAACAAUACCAGAACUUUGAUAUGGGCGGCUUAGUUUGCACCUGUAUGAUCGCAAUUACUUUAAUGAUGAUCUAUGGCACAUUAAAGGGUAAACCCUCUCAUCUGUUGCCAUUUUUCUGCUUACAACUAUUCGAUUUUGCAAUCACUACUCUCACCGCUGCUGGCUACAUUUGCUAUCUACAAGCCAUACACCGUCUAAUAGCCGAAUCGCAUCGCCUGCCUUGGCGUGAAAAGUUGCUUGAGAUGUCACAAGAGGAAUUGAUGGUUAUUGUUUUGGUUGUUUUUAUUUGCAUUGUAUUUUUGAAGGCUUAUGCCAUAGGUAUUGUAUGGCGUUGUUACAAAUAUCUUACACUGCGUCAGCAAAAUCUGCGUACGCUACUGCCGUGCGUUAUGCCCGAAUUGGGUGGUGCCGGCUUGGUGGGUGAAGAGCGCGGCUACACAACACUCUUGCCAAAUUAUGAUGAGGCUAUUGCACAGUAUAUGAAGCAGGCACCACCACCAUCUUAUCAGGUGGCUAUGUCCAAUUAUCAGCGCGUCAAUGCUGAGGUGGACAAUGCAAAUAAUGUGAUUGUUGCGGGUGCAGCAGUGGUGACCGCUGACGAUACGUUGGACAACAAUAAUGAUACGCCGAACAACAACAACACAGUGCAUGUGAAUGCCAACACACCGCCAAUGCGGCGUAAUGAGGCGGUGGCUGAGGGCAAUGAGGCUAUUGUCGUAGCAACGGUUGAGUUGGAGAAUGCCGAUACGGUUCCUGCUGCUACUGCUGCUGCCGCUGCUGCUGAACGUGUUAGUGAAUUGACGCCACCACCACCCUACUUAGAUGGAGCCGCCAGGGUUAGUGGUGUAAACGGAGAGCAGCGCAUUGUGCAGGUGCAGCCACAAUCGGCACAACGUCAAGCGGACAAUAGAAAUGAGAGUCAGGCUUAAGCGGGUAGUUGAGGGAAGACGCGUUGCGCCAGAAUUUAUAGGAGUGUGGAGUGUGUUUGACAGAGGGGUUCAUUUAUGCAGAACAUUUGGAAUAAAAUUUUGAAUAAUCCUAGUUAGUGGACGAGUUUUUCUUGAAAACGAGUUAGAAAUAAAUGCGCAUUUUUGGCUGAG